GGGUGGUAGUUUUCCAGGUCAAACGUGUGAAAACGUCACUAUUGGAGAGACGGUACGUUAAAUUAUUUUCGUUAUUUUGUUUGCUUCUUGAAGAGUAGCGAAAACAUUGGUGUAAUGUAAAGACGGAAAUAUAGAAACUGUGACUGUCAGGGGAUGCAGUAGAUGGACAACAUUUUGUUAGUAAUAAUAUAUAUUGUAAGUUAACAUUUCUAAUACACAAUCAGAUAAUGAAAUGUUAAACCCCCGAAUUUAAUUCCCUGGCUCAUGUUUGCUCCUAAGGAAAAAAAAGCCCAUCAUAAAAUUAUGAUGGGCUUUUUACACACAGGGGCUUAUGUCGGGGGUUUCCAGUAUUUGGAUAUAAGUUUUGAUUUAUGUUUAUAGGUAAAUUUCACCGUUUCCGUGACAUUAGAGAAUUGUCCAGCUGGAGGCAAGGGAUACACACAGUAAGUGUAUAUGACUGAUUGACUGAACGCUAAGCUUUCAUGCAUGUAGAUGUAGAAGAUUUUUGUUCACGGCUGGCCCUGGGGCAAGCCACUAUGAUACGGGAUGAGCGGUGGUGGUCGGUCAGCGAUGUCUGUCCGGAUUGUCGUCAAUCUCGUACCCAGAGCAAUGCCUGUGCGCGGGCUAGGAUGGCAUUGGCUCUGGGGAAAUUGAAUUUUUCCUGUGCUGUGAUUGGUUUAACGUCUAUCAAUCAUGCAUGCCGACAAAGAACCGGAACCCCAGAAUUUAGGGGUUCCGGUUUCAAUUUCCCCAGAGCCAAUGCCAUCCUAGCCCGCGCACAGGCAUUGCUCUGGGUACGAGAUUGGAUUGUCGUGAAAUAUUAUCGUGAGCCGAAGUGAGGCCGACAGUAUGGCGAUCGAUUGUUUCGUGGUUUCGGUAAACCAUCCCCCAUGAGCGCAUAAAUUAAAAACUGGAAUUGCCUAUUCAUGAGGAAAACACAAAGAAAAAUCAUAAGCGUGUCGUAUCUUUAUAUGUGAUAGAGAUUUCUCUUGAUUUAUAUAAACCUUACAGUAACUUUAAUUUUCUCGACUUACACAACGUAUUUUUUGAAAAUUACUUCGCCAAUAAACUUACUAGAUCGAUCGUUUUUGAAGCAAUUUAAAACAUUCGCAGUGCGUGUUUUAUAUGGUAUUUAAAUCUGAUAAAACACUGCUGCUCAUGUUUUAAAUAGUACAUAAAACACCGUGCUGAAUUUGUUGGUGUUUUUUAUUGUGAUGUAUUAUCAAAACUGUAAAUGCAAACGUGUUUUACCUUUUCUGAACGUUUAGAUUUAGUAUAACCACAGCUCUUGGUGAUAAAGUUCCUGUUAAAGUGACAUAUCUUUGUGAUUGUGAUUGCUCAAAUAAAACCGUAAGUUUAUUUACUAUAUAGAGUUACAAAUUAUAAAAUAUAGUUUGUAUGGUUAUGCAUUGUGUAAUGUUUUUAGGUUCACAACUCGACAGAAUGCAGUCAACAAGGUAGCUUUACUUGUGGUGAUUGCACCUGCAAUCCUGGACAGUAAGUAGCAGCACUUCUUAGUAUAUACAGCUCAUGUAAAGUUGUGUACUUUUUUCCAAGGGCAAGGCAGACCAAUGUGAGGCACAAUUUGGCAAUAUUUGUACUGCAACUGGCAAAACAAUUUCUGACAUUGAGUCAUGUUACAGUAUGGUAGAAUAAUGUCCACAGAACAAGGGUUGUACCUAAAACAAUUUCUGACAUUGAGUCAUGUUACAGUAUGGUAGAAUAAUGUCCACAGAACAAGGGUUGUACGUUAAAACUGUCUCGUGUAGAAUAGUCUCAACCUAACAACACUAGGUUUCUGCGCAUGGCAAUGAAUUUCACGCAGUCGCAAGAGUUUUCAUGCAUUCAUAGUUGCUUCUCAAAUUCAUUAAUAAUUCAUGAGCAAUUCAGCCAAUGAUAAUCACCUAGGUGAAUAUGAUAUUUGUGGUGUUACUCUGAGUCUAUAUCCACACCGGGCGAGCUUGAAAAAUAUGCCCGGCCACGGUGGGAUUCGAACCUACGGCCUUUGGAAUACUAGCCCAAUGCUCUUCCAACUGAGCUACGCGGUCAGGACGGUUCGAGUAAGUGAUAUUUCCUAUAUCACUAGCGAAUUCCAAAGGUCGUAGGUUCGAAUCCCACCGUGGCCGGGCAUAUUUUUCAAGCUCGCCCGGUGUGGAUAUAGACUCAGAGUAACACCACAAAUAUGAUAAUCACCUAUUUGAUCACAAGAUGCCAUUUGGACGACCCGGUGAAACUUGAUGAAAGUCGCUAGUGUUUUCAUCAAAUAUCUUAAUUACGCAUGCAAAAUUACUUGAAUAGAAUUCCUAAUUACGUUAUGCUUGGUUAAGAAUUCUAUUCAAAUCAGCAAACGAAAACAUUCUGUUACGUCUCGAUUCAUUUGAGAAGCAUAUAAACAACUCGAGCUCGUGUCUCACCGGGAUAUCCAAACACUCGAAAACAAUGUAUGAAAACACGAGCGCGAAAACAAAAUUAUGUGGCAAAACAUCAAAAUUAUCCACAGGCGUAAAGUAUCGAAGAAUUUUAUUUAUCUCUAUGAAAGCUCACUCAUGUGUAUUUUUAAUUUUAGCCUUGGUGAAAAGUGUGAUUGUCCUGUAUUUAGGAAGGAUGAAGAGAGUGAAAAAUGUAAAGCGUCGUAAGUACCAUGCCUUACUGUACAUGCAUGUAUAACACUAUACAUCUACAUUAGAAUUCGGCCAUUUUAUUGCUUGGAUAGAUAAAGCCGAUUUUCCACUAGCGAUUUUUUUCGCGCGUGGCGACCUUUUUCCUUUGUCAGCAUCAGUGUGCUUAUAUAUCUAAUAUAUAAGCGCCCUGGUCGGCAUCCAUUUUUCCACGUCUUGCUGACGUAAUAUGUGAUAACGACAAAGGAAAAAGGUCGCUCGCUAGUGGGAAACCGGCUUAACACUCGCGUAUUUUCUCGAUAUGUAGUUACUUCUCACACAGGGCAAAAGACACAUACUUCCCAUUUAUAUGCUAGAGCAUAGUUGAUAGAAUAGAUGGUUAGGAAACUCAUUAGAAUAACAAUAUAACUCAUUAUCGAUGUUAGUCAAUGUUUAUUCAUAAAUCAGGUCCUUCACCGUCACGUGUGUAUUGUAUUUUUGCCAAAUCUACCAAUAGCAAUUUCCAAUUUCGAGUCACGCAACGGGAAAUUUCCUAAAACCUGCUAUUGGUUAAACAGCCAGAAACGCCACAGACUUGUUGCAAGUUGUCAACUUUACCGGCUUGUUGCAACUUGCCAACAAGUUGCAACAAGCUUGUUAAUUUCACCAAGUUGCAACAAGCUUGUUAAAAUCAGGCUUGUUGCAACCUGUCAUUUGCAGAUUUGUUGCAACUUGUUGAAACAACUUGCAGCAAGCCUGUGGAUAACAAGUCUUGACAAGUCUGUUAGAACAAUUUGCGACAAGCUUGUUGAAUCAACAAUGUUGUUGCAAGUUGUUAAAACAGACUUGUUGCAAGUUGAUAUUAUCAAGCCAGCAUCAAGUUGUUGGAACAACUUGUAACAAGCCUGUUGUUAAUGAGUUAUAUUGUUAUUCUAAUGAGUUUCCAAACCACCUAAUUCUAUUAACUAUGGCUAGAGAGAUGAGUAACUAGAGACAGAUGGUCACUUUGGAAGAACAUUGGCAAAAAAAUUCUCAAACAGACGGAUUAUCGGUCAAGACGAACCGCUUAUUUAUCAAACAGGGCGAACUUUUGUGCGUAGUUCGUCUUCACCAAUCAUCCGUCUAUGUGUGUAAGUAUCAGGGGCUGGAAGAGGAAUGUUUUUCAAAUAUUUAUAUAUUUUUUCGUUCGUCAUGCGUUUAUGGAUUAUCCGUUAGUCUGUAGUAUAAAUAGUCGGGCAGUGUCCGAGAAAUUAAUUUCUAGAAAUCAAAACGUAUGCUCGUACAGUAAAUAUAAUUAUACGUUUUGGUUUCUAGAGAUUCAUCGAGUAUAUGUAUAAUUAUGUAUUUCUAGGAUUCAUCAAGUAUAUGUACACUGAUAUAUUUCUAGGAAUUCAUCAAAUAUAUGCAGCGGAAGAGGCGAAUGUGCAUGUGGGAAAUGUAUGUGUGGAGAGAAGGUUUGUCAUUAAUAUGUACAUCUGUAAAAGCACUUGUAACCAAAAUUAAUUAUUCGUUUCCCAGUCCUUGCACGAAACGUACAGUAACGAGCCUACAUUAUCUCCAAAACUCUUAUUAUCUCUGUGUUCUCGCGCGAAAAAACACGUCAUGUUUUUUCUCAAAACAUUCAGGAAUGCGACUACUUUCCAACAUUGAAAUCGACAGUAUGAAAAUGGCGACAUCUGAGUGAUCUGCGGUAAAUUGAACUGACAUUAAGUAGUAAUAAUAGUUUGACAUUUUACUAGUAUAGGCGUAGGAGUGUAGUCGCAUCCUGAAUGUUUUGACAAGAAAACAAGCGAUGCGAAGCAUCCGAUAGGAAGCAUCCAAGAGCCUUUGGCACUGAUAAAGGAUCGAAAGCUUUGCAAUAAUAAACAUACGUGUUAUUUCCCAUGUAAACAUACAAAGAACUUACUGUAAUUGUUGUUUUGUUAAAGUUUGGUGGUUCAAGCCGUAUUUAUGGUGAAUUUUGUGAGUGUAGUGACCUGCUUUGUGAUCGUGAUAUAGAUGGAAAUAUUUGUGGAGGUAGAGUACAGAUUGUAUAA
Paramuricea clavata is the source of this 4633-nucleotide messenger RNA. NCBI's taxonomy places the organism in Eukaryota, Metazoa, Cnidaria, Anthozoa, Malacalcyonacea, Plexauridae. The record is from the annotation of a GenBank genome assembly.